Lolium perenne is the source of this 510-nucleotide messenger RNA. The record is from RefSeq and is a predicted model, not a curated record. Lineage: Eukaryota; Viridiplantae; Streptophyta; Magnoliopsida; Poales; Poaceae.
GAAGUCAAAUCUUCCUCCUUGAAAUUGGAUGGCGUAGUCAAGAUAGCUGCUGAGGCUCACCAAGAGGUUGACUCUCUGAAGGUGGAACUGGGCAAGAUGAAAGAGAAGUUGAAGGAGGAGGAAGCAUCCAGGCUGGUGGCUGAAGCUCGGGCAGCCGAAAAGGAUGAAGUCCUUCGUCAAUCUUCUUUGGCCUUACUUGAAGCGGCGAAUAUCCCUGCUGAUGCCCUGGACAGAGUUCCAAACAACUCUCCAGCAAAUGCUAUGUCGGUGAUUCUUGCCUCUCACCAGCUUACGCAGGAGCUUCUUGUAAAGGGGAAGGGUGCUCUGGCGCGGAUGCACUGGAUGAUUUCCCCAAGAUCAAGCAGGAGAACAUGUUUGCUAUCUAUCGCCAACGCUACUGGUGAUUUUGAAGAACUGUACCCGAAGGUUUUAGUGCCCGCCAAUAUAAUUGUUGAUAGGCUUGAAGAGGAGUCAAAUCUACCUGAAGAAAGGGAAACUCCGCAAGGGUGA